Pteronotus mesoamericanus is the source of this 1029-nucleotide messenger RNA. It is a transcript of the gene FOXL1, whose product is annotated as forkhead box L1. Bases 1 to 1029 code for a protein of 342 amino acids. The record is from RefSeq and is a predicted model, not a curated record. The transcript has a single exon. Gene Ontology annotation, molecular function: RNA polymerase II cis-regulatory region sequence-specific DNA binding; DNA-binding transcription factor activity, RNA polymerase II-specific. Gene Ontology annotation, biological process: cell differentiation; regulation of transcription by RNA polymerase II; anatomical structure morphogenesis. NCBI's taxonomy places the organism in Eukaryota, Metazoa, Chordata, Mammalia, Chiroptera, Mormoopidae.
AUGAGCCACCUCUUCGGUCCCCGGCUGCCUGCUCUGGCCGCCUCGCCCAUGCUCUAUCUGUACGGCCCCGAGAGACCUGGGAUGCCUCUGGCCUUCGCCCCCGCGGCCGCUCUGGCGGCCGCGGGACGGGCGGAGCCCCCGCAGAAGCCACCCUACAGCUACAUCGCGCUCAUAGCCAUGGCAAUCCAGGACGCGCCCGAGCAGAGGGUCACGCUCAACGGCAUCUACCAGUUCAUCAUGGACCGCUUUCCCUUCUACCACGACAACAGGCAGGGCUGGCAGAACAGCAUCCGCCACAACCUCUCGCUCAACGACUGCUUCGUCAAGGUGCCCCGCGAGAAAGGGCGACCGGGCAAGGGCAGCUACUGGACACUGGACCCUCGCUGCCUGGAUAUGUUCGAGAAUGGCAACUACCGUCGCCGGAAGAGGAAGCCCAAGCCGGUCUCCGGGGCCCCGGAGGCCAAGCGGUCUCAUGCCCAGACGCACGAGCGCGGCGUAGGGACGCAGCCAGACGCCGAGAGCCAGGAAAGACGCCCUGGCCCCGCGACCCCCAGCCACGAGGGAGCGCCCGCGCGUCCCUGGCCCCUCCGGAGGGGCUCCUCUACGCCAGCGCCUCUCCUCUGCCCCGGGCCCGAGCCCCCAGGGCAGGAUGCGGGCGACGACGUCCAGGUUGCAGCGGCAGUGGCGGUGGGCCAGCAAGAGCGCACGAUGGAUGGUCCGGGGUCCCCUCCGCGCCCCGCCUCUCCGAAGAGCUCCGACAAGUCCAAGAGCUUCAGCAUAGACAGUAUCCUGGCGGGACGGCAGGACCAGAAGCCAAAUGCAGGGGCCGAGCUCCUGGGAGUUGCCAAGCAGGGACCCGGCGGCUGUCUGGGGACCUCGCUUCUUGCCACCCCCACUAACCUCCGUCCGCCUUUCAACGCUUCCUUAAUGCUCGACCCGCAUGUCCAGGGUGGCUUUUACCAGCUCGGGAUCCCUUUCCUCUCCUACUUCCCUCUGCAGCUCCCCGACACCGUGCUUCAUUUCCAGUAA